GGUGAUUUGGCCAUCGCCUCGCGCCGCCGCCCGACUGAUUGUGCUGUGUGACACGAUCGCAUUGAGCCUCCUGCCAUGGUGAUCACAGUGGCCAAAGCUGCGCUGCCAGAAGAUCUCGCGCUGAUGUCCCACGACUAUGAGAAGCUGCGCCCGCCGCACGACGCUCGCCCGGCGAUGGCAGAGCCGUCCAAGGCAGUCUCACCCGACCGCGAAGAGCGCUUGCGCAAAGACCGGCUCCGGAAGCGCUUGAGCAAGGAAAAGUUCCAGAACGAGCUCAACCAUCUCCAUCGCACGGCCAUUGCGCUCGAAUACCAGCUCAGUGCGGUGCAAAAGAAGCGGCUCGUCGAUGCCGAGACCAACGCGCGGUGGAGGCAGCGCGCCAUCGAGGAGAAGGCGCGGCUCCGCGACGCCUACGCAACAGGACAAGCGCUCUAUCGCGAGCUCGUGAGCCAAAUGGAGAAAGCCGUCAUCUUCAAGAGCAUUUGUGGGCCCACGUCCGAUACGAUGAUGUUCCUCGACCCACGCCGUGACCCAUGGAGCCUUCACACACUCUGCAAGGACCCGGACCAGCAAGAGCACACGCUGCGAAGUAUCGCCCUGUACCAGUCGUGCAAGAUCACCCCCGAGCUUUUCGCGAAGCUCCCCGGGCCGCGCGAUGGCAGCUACAACCUUGUGCUCGACGAGACCGACCAGCAUGUCUCGUACGUCGAGCUCUUCAAGCACGGGACCUUUGCGGCACAUCACGAAGAUAUCGCCCGGGCGCUGCACCGCUACUGCUUGACCGCCCACGAAGGCAAGCAGGUUCGCUGUGUUGACGGCACGCUGGCACUGACCGUGUUUACGGACAAGCGGCGGCAUUACGUCGUCAACUUGGUGCGCGAGAGCGAUCAGCGCAUGAUUCUCACACAUCGCACGUUGAUUUACGACGACGUGAACGGCCGCAUGGCGCACGAGAGCAUUGCGGGGUGGUGGGUCUGUGAACGGCUGCCCAGCCUGGACGGCCAUACGCCCCGUAGUGCGAUGCGUUGCUACGCGCAAGCUUGCAUCGAUGUCAACACGGAGCUCUCGGUCCAAGCCUACACCUCGUAUUUGGUCAAUGCGGCGAAAGAGGACGUUGGCAUGAACCAAGCGCUGGCCCAGUUCCACAUCCUCUCUCUUACAUAAUCUAAGCGCUACUUGGUAAUAUUUAUAUACACUAGACGACAUUCCUAC
Saprolegnia diclina VS20 is the source of this 1212-nucleotide messenger RNA. RefSeq lists its product as hypothetical. The record is from RefSeq and is a predicted model, not a curated record. Lineage: Eukaryota; Oomycota; Saprolegniomycetes; Saprolegniales; Saprolegniaceae. Bases 76 to 1164 code for a protein of 362 amino acids. The transcript has 3 exons.